AUGACGGAACCAGCAUAUCUCCAAAAGCUACGCAGCAUUCCCAAGUCCAACUUCCUCUUCGGACCUUCACCAAUCCAAUUCCUUCCGAGACUCACGGAAACCCUCUCUCCGGAUGGAACCAUCAAGAUCUACGCCAAGCGUGACGAUUGCAACAGCGGUCUUGCAUAUGGCGGAAACAAAGUUCGGAAACUAGAAUUUCUUGUCGCAGAUGCGAUUGCUCAAGGCUGCGAUACUUUAGUAUCGGUAGGCGGUGUGCAAAGCAACCACACCAGAGCCGUUACAGCAGUCGCCACAUCAUCCGGACUCAAAGCAGUUACAGUGCAAGAGAAGUGGGUUCCGAUCGAUCCGCCGCUCUACGACAAAACUGGCAAUAUUCUGCUCAGUAGACUCAUGGGCGGCGACGUUCGCCUCAAUUCAGAGGGCUUCCAUAUCGGCCACAAGGAGGCUACCAAGGCAGCCGUGGACGAAGUCGUUGCUAAAGGCGGUAAGCCUUAUUACAUUCCAGCUGGAGCGUCGGACCAUGAGCUCGGUGGGCUGGGAUUCACGAAUUUCGUGGUGGAGCUAGCGGAGCAGGAGAAAUUGCUGGGCGUGUUCUUUGACACGCUCAUUGUCUGUUCAGUUACAGGUUCCUCGCAUGCUGGUCUUAUCGUCGGCGCAGUCGCAGAAGGCAAAGGACGGAAAGUCAUCGGAAUUGACGCCUCUGCCAAAGCAGAUGAUACCAAGGCACAGGUUGCGAGGAUUGCGAGAAACACGGCAAAGUUGCUGGAUUCAGAACUCGAGAUUCCGGACGAGGCAAUUGUACUUGAUGAGCGUUUCCAUGAGGGUGUCUACGGUAUUCCAGGCCCAACGACCAUCGAUGCGAUGAAGCUUGCGGCCAGGACAGAUGCGCUGAUAACAGAUCCCGUGUACGAGGGCAAGAGCAUGGCUGGAAUGAUCCAGUUGGUAAAAGAGGGCGCUAUAAGCGCUGGAAGCAAUGUUCUGUAUGUACACUUGGGAGGUCAGCCGGCAUUGAAUGCUUAUUCGACCUACUUUGAAGCCAAGUAG
Ramularia collo-cygni is the source of this 1044-nucleotide messenger RNA. Its product is annotated as probable Probable 1-aminocyclopropane-1-carboxylate deaminase. Gene Ontology annotation, molecular function: pyridoxal phosphate binding; D-cysteine desulfhydrase activity; 1-aminocyclopropane-1-carboxylate deaminase activity. The coding region runs from base 1 to 1044 and encodes 347 amino acids. Gene Ontology annotation, biological process: amine catabolic process. NCBI's taxonomy places the organism in Eukaryota, Fungi, Ascomycota, Dothideomycetes, Mycosphaerellales, Mycosphaerellaceae. The record is from RefSeq and is a predicted model, not a curated record. The transcript has a single exon.